AUGUCUCUUUCUCCACCUCUCUACUCGCUGGAUGGAACCCAGAUAGACAUGGCGGGGCAGCGCCGAAGUGAAAACAACAUUCUUUUGGACCCCUUGAAGGUUCCAACUGCAGUAGAAGCUCCAAACAAUGUAAUCCUAAUUAUUGUUGAAAAAAAUGGUAUCUUUCUCAUUGCUACAUGCAACGAAGAAGCUCCUCCUCUUUUGAUCGUGGAGUUCCUUAACCAGGUUGUCCUGGUUUUCGAGGAUUACUUCGGGAAUAUCGGAGAGUCAGUUAUUGUUGAUAACAUUGUUUGCGCGUCUGAGCUUUUGGAUGAGAUGCUUGACAACGGAUUCCCCCUGACGACUGAGCCAAAUAUCCUCAGAGAGCUUAUUAAGCCACCUAAACUUUUGCGAUCGAUUGCGGAGGUAGUGAUAGGCCGGCCUGUCGGUGGGGUUACGUCGACUUUGCCCGCCAAUCAGUUGACCAAAUUACGGUGGCGUCGCGCUGGUGUCAAGUACACCACUAACGAGGCCUUCUUCGACGUUACCGAGUGUGUCAACGCUAUCAUUGAUCGGUCGGGGAAUAUUCUUCUCGCUGAAGUUGAGGGAGCAAUUGACUGCACCAUUCAUCUCUCGGGGACGCCGGAUCUGACGCUUAGUUUUAACAAUCCUCGAUUGCUAGAUGAUGUCGGUCUUCACCCCUGCGUUCGUUAUUUCCGGUGGGAGAAGCAGAGGAUACUUUCCUUCAUUCCACCAGAUGGAAAAUUCCGGUUGUUCACUUAUUUUAUUCCAAACCUCAGUUCAAUAUCCCUUCCGAUUGCACUGAGGCACAAUAUUUCCCUCAAGGCUGUUGGCAGCCGAUUCGAGCUCUCCGUAUCUCCAAAGUCAACGGCCGGACGACCGCUGGAGAAGGUGAAGGUUAGCGUGGUGAUGCCGUCAGAAGUUAGCAGUGUCAACGUGACUCCCUCUCUCGGAAAGUCCAGUUUUGAUACGGUAACCAAGAUACUCACCUGGGACGUGGGCCAUCUAGAGACUCAAACCUACCCCUCCCUUAAGGGCUCGGUAACGCUGCACAGUGGUUAUACACAGGUCUCCACAGCACCCGUUGUUAAUCUCCAGUUCGAGUUUCCUCAAUGUCUGGUAUCCGGCCUCCGUGUUACCAGAUUGGAAAUGCACGCUGAGGUUCGAUAA
Molecule: messenger RNA, 1170 nt
Organism: Echinococcus granulosus
Lineage: Eukaryota; Metazoa; Platyhelminthes; Cestoda; Cyclophyllidea; Taeniidae
Product: AP-3 complex subunit mu-1
Exons: 8
Coding region: 1-1170 (389 amino acids)
Biological process (GO): endocytosis; intracellular protein transport
Cellular component (GO): cytoplasmic vesicle; clathrin adaptor complex
Source: RefSeq, a predicted model, not a curated record